Molecule: messenger RNA, 1335 nt
Organism: Aspergillus fischeri NRRL 181
Lineage: Eukaryota; Fungi; Ascomycota; Eurotiomycetes; Eurotiales; Aspergillaceae
Product: putative serine/threonine-protein kinase
Exons: 5
Coding region: 1-1335 (444 amino acids)
Biological process (GO): regulation of mRNA processing; spliceosomal complex assembly; protein phosphorylation
Molecular function (GO): ATP binding; protein kinase activity
Source: RefSeq, a predicted model, not a curated record
AUGUUCACCUUUGCCACAAAGUCGCUCUGGCAGGUGCCAUCUACCGCGGAGCCUCCAAUUCCUCAGCAGGAGCCUGUCGACGAGGAGCUCUGUCCAGGCUACACUUCCGCGAGUUUUUACCCAGCAAAUCCUGGGGAAGUACUGGCAGAGAGGUUUCAAUUACUUGUCAAAGUCGGCUGGGGAUCACAAUCAACCGUAUGGCUCGCCCGAGACAUUGCAAGACUUAAAUGGCAAUCUGAGCGAACAGUGGUCCUCAAAAUAAUCAACAGUAACAACGCUGAUAAUGCUCGACACGAAAAGGAGAUUGAAAGCCAUAUCACGCAGCAAAAUCCAGAACACCAUCGCCGCGUGAUUCUUCGUACAUGUCUAGAUGACGUCGAAGUAACUGGCCCGGAAGGGAGGCAUAUGUGCCUGGUGUAUGAACCGAUGAGAGAGCCUAUCUGGAUUCUACAGAGGCGUUUUGUUGAUCGCAAGAUUCACUUGCCCAUUGCAAAGGCCUAUAUCUACUUCCUCCUUGCCGGUCUUGAUUAUCUUCACUCAGAGUGCAAUGUUGUCCACAGUGAUCUGAAGCUAGAUAACAUCCUCAUGAGCUUCGAAAACGAAAACAUCCUUACCAACUUCAUAAAUCGAAAACAACAAAUGCAAUACAAGAUUGAUGGCAAGAGUGGUCGAACUAUCUACCGCUGCCAUAAUGAUUUCGGUCCUCUUGACGGGCGAGAUAUCAAGAAUAUGGUUCCCAAAAUAGCCGAUUUCGGGCUCGCAACGAGACUCGACAAGCCGGAUACUCGAGAUGGAAUGGUAGGAAAGCAACUUGGCAUUUAUCCUAUCCAACCAGACUAUUACCGUGCUCCAGAGGUAAUCCUUGGCUGCGGUUGGGAUUUCAAGGCGGAUAUUUGGAACUUUGGUUUGUUGUUGUGGAAUAUCCUUGGGAGCCAGGAGUUGUUCCAACAGGUAUAUGAUGCAGAUGGCAAAUACGACGCAAAGUCACACCUGGCAGAAAUGAUUGCUCUACUUGGUCCACCCCCCAAGGCAUUGCUCGCAAAAUCAAAGACUAUGUCAGAACACGACUGGCCCCAGCCUGUGGCAAAUGACACUGGCAAAUUGUGCAAUAAUGCCCAGGAAUUCUUUGACGGUCCUUUCUUUGACGCAGAAGAUAAAUUUCGGCAUAAUGGGUUGAUCCCGUCUCGAAGCUUAGAGAAUACAGCUCCAUUCCUCGAACAGGAAGAUCGAGAGGCAUUUUUAUCUUUUGUUCGGCAAAUGCUCAAUUGGCUCCCAGAGGAGAGAAAAACAGCUCGUGAACUGAUGGAUCAUCAGUUUCUCAAACUUGGAGGUUGA